GACAGUCCAGUCUUGAUAAUCUUGAAGAUCACCGAAAACAGGUCUGUAUUGUUCUCAAGCACCUUUGUACCCACCAGCUCUACAUUAAAUUGGAAAAACGUGAGUUUGAACAAAUAGAAAUGAACUUCCUGGGAUAUGUACUAACUCUUAAAGAUUUGAGCAUGGAAGCAAGUAAAAUUAAAGCUGUGCUGGACUAA
Molecule: messenger RNA, 197 nt
Organism: Pelobates cultripes (western spadefoot toad)
Lineage: Eukaryota; Metazoa; Chordata; Amphibia; Anura; Pelobatidae
Source: the annotation of a GenBank genome assembly